AAAACAAUCUCAACUCAAGGUCCACUGACUCGAUCUGGGACGUCUGAUUCCGAUCUACAGUUCUGAGGCAGAUGAAGUGAGUUGAGACUGUUUUGUCUCUGACACCUGUGAGGGAGGUUCUUCCUCUCAUUGAUGUACUCUGACAAUUUAGCUUCUGCCGUCUUUAAGAUUGAAACUUCUACCUGUUUCGUUCUAGGAAUAACGGUGCUAACCAGAACCAUAUAGGGUUCUAGAACCUUUUUAAAAAUAAAGAGGCUUCUCGCUAGAAGCCAAAAUAACGGGUCUUAUCCAUAGACUAUAUAUAGAAGAAGUGAACGUAGUCACUCAUUUGUUUGUGGACUGAUGUUAUGAAGCCUCAAGUUUGGCGAUCUCGCUAUCACCAUCUUGGAUUACAGCGGUUGCCAUGUUGUUGUUUUUGUCCACUGUUCUACUCGGAGCUCUCAGUGGAGGUUUUAGUCCAGAACCUCUUCACCUCCAAAGGGUGUAAACAAGAACCCAUCUAGGUGCUUCUACCAAGAACCCUGCAUCCCUUUUACAUGCCAUCGAUCUUUCCAUCUUUCUCGGCCCUAACCGAGGUUUUAGUUUACCAGGUCACUAAUUAUGGUUCAAAAUUGCAGUUUUGGGAUUUAUUUUGGCUGGAAGAAUCUUUUAACACCCAUGCUUUCAACAGUCUUUGAAUAACUAUUUUUUCCAGAAAUGGUUCCUUGAAUGAAAGGGUUCUCAAUAGAACGUCUUGAAACCCCUUAUUGUUAAGUGAAUAACAGUAAGCCCUGUUGUGUUCUCCAUUCUACACACAGUGGCGUCUUAUUGGACGUGACUGGUUGCAUUGCUGUCAGAAACAUCCAGCUCUCCAUCUUGCUUUCUUCUAUCUUGGCUUCCUAGUUGCUCUGAGAAGCUCAGAAUGUAAUGUUUUUCAUAGCAUCUGGUUAAAGCAAAUGGUUUAUUCAGGGUGAGAUUUAUCUGAUGGAAGCUUUCGUCACACAUGAUGUGUUCAAGGACCUUCGGAUACAUGGAAAUCCAAUGAUUAUGACAGUUUUUACAGCUUCUGGCUGUGAUAAAUGGAGUAGUUUUGGCAGUUAUUUAAAGAAAUUAUGCUUUUCCAUCCCGCCGGUGGGUUUUGGGGGAUUAAGGAAUGAUGAACACUUUAUUCUUGCAACCGUAUGCAACAAUCAGGAGAUUUAAUCCUUCUGAAGAUUUACAAUCAUAGCACUAAAGCGACUCUCUGACGAACUGUAAAUUAGUCCACAUAAUGUCUCAGCUCUUUAUUGUGUCUGGCUGUCACUGGCUGUAGGUCUCCGUGUCCAUGUAUUCCUGUUUGCAGUAGUCAGUCAUAACUCAGAGAGAUUUACUGAGCUUGUCUCUGACUGCUAUGAGCCGGGGAAGAGACAAACUUCAUUGUCCACCUGCUGAGCUUUAACUGGCCUUGACCAAAAUACACUGUUGUUACUGGGGAUGGGACUUAACGACGUACUAGCAUUAUCUUUGUUUGCUUGUGGUAGUGCAGAAUUGAUUUUAAUAACAACCUUCGUUUCCCUUUUUAAAAGUUUGAUUUUGGGGAAUUUAUAGGCAGAAAUGGAACAUAACAUUGUUUUCAUUAGUGUAUAAUCGCAUGAAACUAAGAUUCCUUGUGUUUUCGUUAGCUUAGAAGAAACCCUUCACAUCUAGAUAGAGAGCAGUAGGCGGGGUCCGCCAUGUUGCGCCGCCAUGUUUCUACAGUAGCCCAGAACAGACAACCAAAUACUGGCUCUAGGAGAGCCUUUUGGGUUUUUAUGUUGCCUAAAGGCCACCGUGGUUCUCUUCAAGGUUGCAAAGCUUUUUAAGGAAAGGGCUAUUGAGAUUGGUGCAAUCGGCAACCUCGCCACUAGAUGCCACUAAAUCCCACAAACUGGUCCUUUGAUCUUUUAAACCCAGAUUUUGGCCUUAGAUAUCCCCUUAAAGUGGAACUGAAGUUUAAGUUUAGGUUCUUCCGUAUUUCAAAAGAGAAUAAAACCUGUUUUGGUCCUAUUUCCUUUGCCUAUGAUUGUUGAUUCAAGAUUACUUUUUCAGCAAUCCCAAUUAGCACUGGUUUGUACUUCCACUUUGGAAAUACAGUAGAUGUUUGUUACUCCAGCUCGCUAACAUUAGCACUGAUUCCCUCGUUGGGAAACUGGGACACAUUUGGAAUGUGAAAUGGCCGAUACGAAGGAGUUGUCUACCUAGCGUUAGCCGUUUCUCUGUUGUUGUUUUUCCAAUUCAACUAAAUGUUAUUUGGAUGGCCCAAUAUCACAAAUCCAAAAUUCACCUCAGAGGGCUUUACAAUCUGUACAACAUACAUCUUCUGUCCUUGGACCCUCACAUCAGAUAAGGACCCCCCCCCCCAAAAAUACCCUGAAAGUGACCAGAUAAAAUACAUGGCAACAGGUAGUCCUGUCCUUUGACCGCACGUUACUCAGAGAUUUAAAUCACGACGCUGAGGGCAUAUGGAGUUGCUCUAGUCACAGAUAAGACAAAGCAACGGCUCUCAACUCUGGCCCCCAGCUGUUUGUUGAAGUUGUUUAAAACGUUUGGCCCGUUUUUAAAAUGAAAUACCCAAUUAAUUGAGCUGUCUCCCAAGCAUAUUGUUAUUCUGCAGUUGUGCAACUUGAGGAAUUUAAAAAUACUUUCCCCACCACUGUUAAGGCUUUUGGCAUCUCUUGUGCUGUUAUGAAAUACUAGAGGAUUAAAAACAUGUAUAAUAGUGGAACCCAGGAAUUUGUGGCUGGCACGUCUCGUCCAUCCAUAGCUUCUCUGAGUGCAGCCCAGCAGCGUGCUAACGGGCCAGAACAAGCUAAUGAAAUAACUUCAUUAGGGGCCACAUGAAGUGAGCAAAAGAAGCAGAACAUGAGGCCCAGAGGGUGGUCCCCGCUUCUUUUUAACAGGGCUCUGAGGUUGUGGACGAUGUUGCAUAACACCAUCUGCAUGGUGUUACGGUACUGGGGUCUGCUAGUCCUGGAAAACUCGUACAGUAUUUCUAGAGUUGUGGAUAUACUUCGUUACGGACUACUUUCAAAUUGAUAGUAUCUCCUACAGCUUUACGCUCCAGACCUGAAAAAUGCUUGAAUACUUGAGCUACAUUGAGAUGAUGUUUUGAGCUUUAAAUAACCUCCUCAUCCAGCCUGUGUGGCUGCGUUUCCACCCCUCAGAUGGUAAAUCUUGGCGUGAAAAAGGUCAGGUCAGAGUGAAAAGGGUCAACUUCUGCCUGCUACACAGAGCCUAUUGAGUUUACUCAUCACAAGACCGUAAACCCAGCAGUUAUGUGGAAGACUUGGGGGAGGGGGGGAUGGGCUCAGUUUGAGACUGCCAGGCAGGACUCCACUGCUGCACUUUCAAAUCCCCGUGGGAAUGCAAUGGUGCAUGAGAUACCUUUGCAGGGUUCGGCUGGUCUGAAGCCUUGAUCAUUCGGCACUGGUGUGGUCAGCCAUGAUGACAAGGUCACAACACAUUGACUGUUGUGUGGGAUCUUAAAGUCAGGAGGUUGUCGUUGUACCUUGACGUGAGAUACCCGGUGGUGACAUUCGCUCAUCCAUGCAAUAUUGAUGGAGGCCCGAACGCUUGGUGUUGUAGGGACUCCUCAGAGGGGCUAGUUGGUGAACUAGCUGGCCCGGCUAGCACAAGUCGAUCACAUUAGCUCCAAGAGUUUCUCUCCAAUUUUUCUAUCCACUGCAGGUUCAGCAAAGCUAAUAAGUUAUCAUAGUUUCCUGCAUUUUGAACUCUCCGGCUCUCUUUCCCUAUCAAGGUCACCACUUUCCUAAAAGGGCUUGCUGUUGGUCACCGGUGCAAAUUUGUGGGUUAAACGGUCCAGCCAAACCACUUGAAAGUGGUGAUUCCAUUGAAAAUAAUUGAGUUUGCCAGCAUUAUUUUAACAUUUGAAUAUGCUGGUGUGACCGGGCCUCAAGAGGGAGAUUGUUUCAGUCCAUCCAAAUCACAAAUAAUCUGAAAAUCUGAAAGAAACAGGGAUGUGGGACAACUUCUCAGGCAGGAACCAGUUAGUAACAAGGGUAUUUUAUUGUCAUUGCACAACAGGGUUGCACAACAAUAUCUAGAUCGCAGUCCCAUUUUACUGCACAACAAAUCACAAAAAAUCAUUUUUGGAGAAUGGAGGCCGAGUUGAGGAGUCUCACAGCCAGAGGAAAGGAGCUGUUUUGAAGUCUGGUGGUUCAUCAGCUGAUAAUUCUGUAUCUCUUUCCAGACGGCAGAGUGAACAGGUUGUGUCUGGGUGGGUUUUAGCUUUUAAUAUCCCUUUAUCUCUUCGCAGGCACCUCUUGUCACCAAUAUAACCGAUGCUCAGUAGAUGGGUACCAAUGAUUCUCUGGGCGGUUUUAAUCACCUGCUGUACAUGUCAGGUUGUUUGUAAUGCUAAUUCCCAGGAUCUUAAAACUUGCUCCACCUCAGCUCCAUGGGUGUGUGUCUUUACCUCCAUUUUUUUUUUUUCUAAAAAUCAACAAUCGGUACAAUGUCAACUGUGCUAACUUGAAACCACUGUUGUGUGUUGGUACAUUUCAGGUGGCUGGAUGUGGGCGUGGCCAACCUGACAUGCACUUCGUACUGGGUGAUGUACCUGCAGGUCAUCCAAGAGUCUGUGUGGCCAGGAGGAGCUCUGCCGACAGCACCUCAACUGGAACGCAGCCGGCAGCAGAAGGACGGUACCCGGCAACAAGCCUUGCACUGUCUGAUGAGACUCCUACCAGAUCUGAUCUCAGACCUGUUGGGCUCAGACAAGUACAAACUCUGUUGGCAGACUGCACUGGACUCUCUUCAAGACCCCUCCAUUAACAGACAUCUGGUCUACUGCAUAUUUGACCUUCUGCUGGAGUUCCUGGUUCCUGAAAUACCCGAGGAGGACUUCCAGAGGAGCCUGUUGCGAACCCUCUCCAAGAACCCAGAGAAGCUGCUGGCGUGAGGAGACAAAACCUCCAUCUUUACUUUCCACCAUUCAGUUGCUCCCUGUUCCACUAAUGCUCUGCGAUGAGAGUGUGAGUGAGUGUUUCAGGGCAGGCCUGUCUGUAAUUAUGUGUAGAGGCAGCUUUGAUUACACGAGAGCACCUGGUUUGUGUUUGAUCGUAGAAAAUGUGGCCGGUUUAGAUCUAAACAUGUGGCCAAAGCCCUCAAAGAUGUCCACACCAGGAGGUCUCUCUCUGCUCGCUAAACUCUCCGGCUUUCUCCGGCACUUCAGCUGGUCGGCCCUCAUCCCCUCUCGCACACUCCACACCUGCUGCUCUAAUCUGGAAAAGCUUUACCUUCAAUCUGUUGGGAUUGAGCUUCACCGCCUGUGUUCUCUGUAGAGCCGUUCUGCAGUAUCUCACUGGCUCUGUAUGGAGCCACACAUGUAAAUCUGACAUAAUGUGAGCUGCCCUUCCUAAAUCUGAGCCUUCCUGAGGGAUCGCAUGUAUCUGGCACAGAUUUCUUUCUUUUUAUUAAACCUGUAAAUGUCUCGGUGUAGGAAAAGAACAUACUGUGUUGCAGCGUGGUGACGGAUGCUUUAACGGGUCCCGUGGAGAAUUAUUCGUGCAGUUAACGCCUUAAUGGCUCCACAUAACGUGUAUAUGAAGGAUCAGUAACUUAAACAGUGAACUGCUGGAGUUUCACUCACUUUUAGUCGUAUCUGUCCAUAAUAUCCAGUCCAAAUUCCUGCCUCCAGCCAAAUGCAAUAUCAUUUCAUUUGUGCUGAUCGCAGUAUUUAGACAGCUGAAUUAGACAGAUUCUGAUGCGCAUAUAUAUAUAUAUAUAUAUUUCAAUCCUCUGAAGAGUUUUUUAGUGGAUCCCCCACAAGUCUACAGUCAUUUAAUUUAAAUCAUGUUGUUUUUUUGCACUUUAUAAAUCUGCCUUCAUGGUGGAAACACAACAGUCAGCACUUCUUUCCCAGUCUGAUAGACAAUGAAUAUAAAACUGUUCCAAAGUCUGUUACAACACAGACGGUCCUUCGUAUCUUAAUCACAGUGUAGCCGUGACGUCUUAACACAGACUGUCUUUAAAUGCAGCGCAGUUUGUUUUUGUUUGCAGCUGGCCAGAAUCACGAUGUCACCUAAUGUAAAUCAGAGUUCAUCAACAUUUUAAAGGUGCUAAAUUCGAAAUUUUGCACAUUAACAUGCCAGCAAAACAACUAUUAUCUAUGUAGAGAUAUUGAGGAUUAACGUCUGCCUGAGCAGAGAAUGUAGUCGCUCUCCGUCUCCGAAACGUAGCACUGUUAGCUCUGUCUGCGCUGUUAGCCGUUGUUGGCACCGUUAGCUGCUAGCCGCCGGCUCAGCAUGUUGAGAUUGAUUUGGAAUUCAGCACCCAUAAAGUUCCAAAAUAUUAUGAUUUAAAUUUGGAGAAAUUGUUAUUUGACUUUUGGAUUUUAUUUUUAGGAGUAUGGAGUCCACAUGGGUUGUAUUGAAAUUAAGAUACGCAGUUUCUUUUCUCACUUAAAAUGCAUUAAAUAUAUCUCCUGUGACUGAAUCUGCAUAUUCAGUUGAGUUAUGUGUGAUUCUGAUGUUACAAAAGUUACAUUCCAACUUAAAGUAAAAGAAGUUAAUGUUUCUGUCAUUCCGGUGUUUUGCACUCACGUCCUGGUUUAGCGGUCUCAUCUUAAAGUGUUUUUUUUUCCAUUUCCAUUGUGUUAUCUUGUGAUUCAGCCUAUUGAAUAACCUAUUUAUUUGCUCGAUUUACUAAUUAAUGAGGUUUUGUGUUGACAAAGAGGAGUGUCCUCGUUAAUUAAGUGCUUGUUACUGGAUUUUGCCUUAAUUAAUAGCUGACUCGAUGAAGUUUGGUCUGCAGAAAUGAAGCCGCCUUAGUAGAACGUCAGCACCCAUCUCUCUGUUCCUUUAUAUCGUGUUCAUCAUUGUUGUGAUGAAUGUUGAAGCUGUUACUGUUGUUUGUUGUGAAGAGAUUUUCUUUUGCUUGCUUAUGCUGAUGAAGGAGUUCCAUGCACGUUGUCAUGUGAAACAGAAAUGACUCAGCACAUAUUCCUUCUGUAAUCGGCUGCAUGUGGCUGCCACCGGUACAAAAAGCAUUUGCUCUAAAUAUCAUUUUGACUAGAAAGGGUUUCGCCCAAAGCCAUGAACUUACCAACGCUUUCUUCUGAAGUCAUUUUUCCAAAGUUUUAACUGUAAUCUCUCUAAAAACUCCUAUGUUAUGACAAGAAUAAGAUUUUGAAUUAGGGGUUUUAAAAUAAUGUGAAAACAGUUUGCAUGUCUACAUCAAUUAUGUUGUAUGAGGCUACAGUAUCUCCUAUAAUAAUCAGGCUGUUCUGAUCCAGCAUGCGCAGCUAAACUGUAAUCCGUACGAAAUCAAUUUGUCUGUAAAGACCAGUUCUUGUAUGUGAAUGGGUCAAAUGAAAUACGGUCUUUCCUCCAGCAGACCGCAGUUUGUUCCCCGUAUGAAACAGGAAGUCAACGUAGAUUUAUUUGUCACGUAACUUUGUGUACUUCUGUAGUUAUUUUAGGCCAAACGACAAUCUAUUUCUAAACCCAAGUAGUUUAGUUGUGUCAACUUAACUAAUUAGUUUUGUUGCCUCAACCUAAGUGAACUAAGUUGUUUCCUUUGACAAAAGUUUAUUUUGAAAAACCUGUUUGCAUGUAAGAAGCAGAAAUAGACACAAUGCUGACUUAAGUGUAAGAUAUACAAAAGUUAUAUGAUAAUGAGAAACUUUAGUUUUAAUGAGACGCGUUGACUUUGUGUAUAACAAAAAGGUUUUUGAUUAAACAAAAUGUAGGAAACGACGUUUUAGUGCAAAAAGUUUCUUGUAAAAAAAGAUGCAGAAAGUGAUGUCAUAAUAAUAAAAAAACAGGUUCUUUAAAACUAAAAAAAUAAUUACAUUUGUUUUGUAAUGGUGGCAGCGAUAUGCUUCCGUACGUAUGUGCUUUAUAGAUCUUCUAUUAUUAAUUCAUUCGUUCAUGUUUAUGCACAAAGUAAAUUAGAGCAGCCAGUGUUUUAGAGACUUUAUGUUUUAGAGACGUAUCUGACACUGUACAGGUCCAUGUUAACAAUAAUCCUGUUCUGUCACCCUUUGCACUCUUUUGCACUUUUGUCUCCAUCAGAUCCCAUCUCUGGUGUUUAUCUGCGCUGUCUCUUGUGGACACGUGGACUUGUGUUGUGCACGUUAACGCUGUCAAUCUGUUGGCAGAUUGUUUCACAGUCUUCAUAAACUUUUGUUGAGCAUAUUUGCAAAAAAACAAACAAUAAAGUUACCAAACAUGAGUUAUUAAAUCUUCAA
This is a messenger RNA of Anarrhichthys ocellatus (wolf-eel), 8209 nucleotides long. RefSeq names its product sorting nexin-19-like. Gene Ontology annotation, cellular component: intracellular membrane-bounded organelle. Lineage: Eukaryota; Metazoa; Chordata; Actinopteri; Perciformes; Anarhichadidae. The coding region runs from base 4571 to 4918 and encodes 115 amino acids. Gene Ontology annotation, molecular function: phosphatidylinositol binding. The transcript has 3 exons. The record is from RefSeq and is a predicted model, not a curated record.